AACCUCUGUGGCUGGAGUUAAGCAAUUGCAUAUGCAAAAUUGAGGUGCAUUCUGAGUCUUCGACUAUUACUAUAUCUCCGUCGUUGAGCUCAACAACAAGGGUAGCUGGAGUAAGCCAGUCACUUCCUGCUGGUGCCCAGAACAUCUUGCCUUAUAUAGAGUCAUUUUUUGUUACUUCUGAGAAGUUGCAUCCAUCACAGUCAGGUUCAGGUCAUGAUUUUGGGGUCCCCAUGGCUUCUGAAGUUGAGGAACAGCCGAAGGGUCCAGGACCUAGCUCCAAGGUGGAUGAGAAGUAUGCGUCUUUUAUCAGGUUUUCUGAAAGGCACAGGAAGCUUCUUAAUGCUUUUAUCAGACAAAAUCCUGCUCUGCUUGAGAAGUCCUUUUCACUCAUGCUGAAGGUCCCACGUUUUAUUGAAUUUGAUAACAAACGUGCAUACUUCAGAUCAAAGAUAAAGCACCAGCAUGAUCAUCACCAUAGCCCUUUGAGAAUCUCUGUGAGAAGAGCAUACAUUCUUGAAGAUUCAUACAACCAAUUGCGUAUGAGGACAACUCAAGAACUGAAAGGUAGAUUGACUGUUCAUUUCCAAGGAGAAGAAGGUAUUGAUGCGGGUGGGCUUACUAGGGAAUGGUAUCAGUUGUUGUCAAGGGUUAUUUUUGACAAAGGAGCUCUUCUGUUCACAACCGUUGGCAAUGACUCAACCUUCCAACCAAAUCCAAACUCUGUUUACCAGACAGAACACCUCUCCUACUUCAAAUUUGUUGGUCGUGUUGUUGGAAAAGCUCUAUUUGAUGGGCAGCUCCUUGAUGUCCAUUUCACUCGUUCCUUUUACAAGCAUAUCUUGGGAGUUAAGGUUACAUACCACGAUAUUGAAGCCAUAGAUCCCGAUUACUAUAAAAACCUGAAAUGGAUGCUGGAGCAUGAUAUUAGCGAUGUCUUAGAUCUCACUUUUAGCAUUGACGCUGACGAGGAGAAGCUGAUACUGUAUGAAAAAACGGAGGUUACUGACCAUGAAUUAAUCCCUGGAGGUCGGAACAUUAAAGUUACUGAGGAGAAUAAGCAUCAAUAUGUUGACUUAGUUGCCGAGCAUCGAUUAACCACCGCCAUCCGUCCUCAGAUAAAUGCAUUCCUAGAAGGGUUUAGUGAACUUAUCCUAAGAGAUCUAAUAUCCAUUUUCAAUGACAAGGAAUUGGAGUUAUUAAUUAGUGGUCUUCCUGAUAUCGACUUGGAUGACCUGAGGGUGAAUACAGAAUAUUCUGGGUACAGUCCUGGAUCCCCCGUUAUUCAGUGGUUCUGGGAGGUUGUUCAGGGAUUGAGCAAAGAAGACAAAGCCCGUCUACUGCAGUUUGUAACUGGAACCUCCAAGGUUCCUCUGGAAGGAUUUAGUGCCCUACAAGGAAUCUCAGGCGCACAGAAAUUUCAAAUCCACAAGGCAUAUGGAAGUGCAAAUCACUUGCCGUCUGCGCAUACCUGUUUCAAUCAGUUAGAUCUACCAGAGUACCCGUCUAAGGAACAUCUGCAGGAGAGGCUACUGCUUGCGAUCCAUGAAGCUAGCGAAGGAUUCGGCUUUGGUUAAAAGACAGAGUUCCCCAAGAUUUUUCGACUACUUUUUUCUUCCUUUAUUUUUGUUUUUAUUUUACAUAUAUCUUUUGGUAAUGACUUUGUGAAUGAGUAGUAGUAUUUCUACAAUACAGUGCUCUUUUAUAUUAUGGGCAAAGAAUGAUUCUCCAACCCCUUCAUUGUUGUGACUCUCACUUAUCUCAUGUAAAGUUUACUCAAACGCAGUCGUAUCGUUUAGAAAGGGUAUUCUUUAUUAGCCCCA
This is a messenger RNA of Camelina sativa (false flax), 1820 nucleotides long. NCBI's taxonomy places the organism in Eukaryota, Viridiplantae, Streptophyta, Magnoliopsida, Brassicales, Brassicaceae. The record is from RefSeq and is a predicted model, not a curated record.